UAUUUCCAAACACCACGUCGCUAAUUUCUAGCCGUUAGCUUUCACUUCCCCUCUCUCUCUCUAGGGUCUAUCUCUCAUGUCACCUACUACCACUCUCUUCGCCGCCCUCCUCCGCCGUAACCACCACCACCUCCUACGCCGCGGUCUCUCAACACAUUCACAACCGCCUUCCAUUGAAUACUCACUUGCCCACCCAAUCUACACCAUAUGGGCUGCGAACACUUCCCUCGGCAAAACCCUGGUCUCCGCCGGCCUUUCCACUUCUUUCCUCUCUUCCUCAAACCGCAAAUUUCUCUACUUGAAGCCUGUCCAAACAGGUUUCCCAUACGACUCUGAUUCCCGCUUCGUUUACAACAAAUACUCCCAAUUUUUCUCCUUAAAUAAACCUGAAUUCUCCGUCUUCACAUCGAAUCACGUGCUCAGAGCAUCCGUUCCUGCUUCAAAUGCUGUUGUUAGGGAUGAAACGGGGAGAAGUUGUGGGAAUGGGGUUGUGAAUUUGGGGUUUUACCAGGAGAGUAGGUUGCGAGGGACGAGUGAGAAUGGUGAAAUGAUGGAGGGGUAUUCGAGGCUAGUUUGUAAGACGAUGUAUGGGUGGAAAGAAGCAUUAUCGCCACAUUUGGUGGCGGAGAGAGAAAAUGCUAGAGUAGAAGAUGCUGAGUUGUUGGGGAUGUUGAAGGGUUGCUUAGGAAUUGAUGAACUGGAAAGUGGUGAAAAGGGUGAGGUUUUGUGUGUGAUCGAGACUGCUGGUGGCGUUGCUAGUCCUGGACCAUCUGGUUCGCUUCAGUGUGACUUGUAUCGACCUUUCCGCUUCCCAGCUAUUCUUGUUGGCGAUGGAAGGCUAGGGGGUAUUUCAGGAACUAUUUCAGCCUAUGAAAGUUUGAAACUUCGAGGUUAUGAUGUUGUUGCUGUAGUAGUUGAAGACCAUGGCCUAGUUAAUGAGGGUCCUAUAUCAUCUUACCUGCGGAGAAGGGUCCCCGUGCUUGUGCUUCCUCCUAUACCGAAGGAGAUGUCAAAUAACCUAAUGGAGUGGUUUCAAGAAGCACUGUCUACUUUUCAUUCUCUUCAAGAAAUAAUGCAGUCAGCUUUUCUGGAGAGAGCAUCUAGAUUACGCAACAUGCCAAGGAAGGCACAUGAUAUUUUCUGGUGGCCCUUUACUCAGCACAAACUUGUACCAGAAGAAAAUGUGACGGUUAUAGAUUCACGAUGUGGAGAAAACUUUGCUGUGCACAAGGUUAAUAAAGUUGAUUUAAUCACCCAACAAUUUGAUGCUUGUGCAAGUUGGUGGACACAGGGACCUGAUGCUACUUUACAGAUUGAGCUUGCAAGAGAUGUGGGUUAUGCUACUGCUAGAUAUGGGCAUGUAAUGUUUCCUGAAAAUGUUUAUGAACCGGCUUUGGAAUGUGCUGAACUUUUGCUUGAAGGCGUGGGAAAAGGGUGGGCUUCGAGAGUGUACUUUUCAGAUAAUGGCUCUACUGCAAUUGAAAUUGCUCUUAAAAUGGCACUACGGAAGUUCUUGUUUGAUCACAGAAUUGUCUCUGAUGAUUUGGUGGCUGAGAGUGCUGAAAGUCGUGUUGAACUAAAGGUUUUAGCCCUCAGAGGAUCUUACCAUGGCGACACUUUGGGUGCUAUGGAAGCACAGGCACCAUCACCUUAUACUGGAUUUUACCAGCAACCAUGGUAUAAGGGAAGAGGUCAUUUUUUAGAUCCGCCAACAGUUGCCAUGUGUGAUGGUGUCUGGAAACUUAGCCUUCCUCAGGAGAUUGAAACUCAAAAACCCAAUAUUGAAGAUUUGACUUUCAGUUUGCGUGAGGACAUAUUCAAGGAAAGUCGUGACAAUUCAAAUCUUUCUGAGAUAUAUCAUUCGUAUAUACGGCGAGCAUUACAGCUAAUUAUGGACUCAAGUGGAUUUACUCGGACCGGGGCAUUGAUUAUAGAACCAGUGAUACAAGGUGCUGGAGGAAUGGAAAUGGUCGAUCCACUAUUUCAGAGAGUACUUGUUAAAGAAUGCAGAAGUCAAAAGAUUCCUGUUAUUUUCGAUGAAGUUUUUACGGGAUUCUGGCGUCUGGGAGCAGAGUCUGCCACGGAGUUUAUCUGCUGUAAGCCAGAUAUAGCCUGCUAUGCCAAGUUGAUGACUGGUGGCAUUGUGCCCUUGGCUGUCACUUUAGCAUCAGAAGCUGUAUUUGAAGCAUUUGUUGGAGAUUCAAAGCUCCAGGCUCUCUUGCAUGGUCACUCUUACACUGCACAUGCAGUUGGUUGUACCGCUGCUGUAAAGUCAAUCAAAUGGUUUAAGGACUCCAAAACAAAUCCUAAUUUGAUAUCUGAAGCCGUGCUGCUCAGGGAGCUGUGGGAUUCAGACUUGGUGAGACAGAUUUCCUUACUUCCAGCAGUGCAUAGAGUGGUUGUAUUGGGGACUCUAUGUGCAUUGGAACUUCGAGCAGAAGGCUCUGACGCGGGGUAUGCUUCACUGUAUGCCAGAUCUCUCAUUCAGAAGCUCCGUGAAGAUGGCAUCUAUAUGAGGCCUCUUGGCAAUGUCAUUUAUCUCAUGUGUGGGCCUUGCACAUCUCCUGAGAGUUGCAGCAACUUACUAAACAAGGUGUAUAGAAGACUUGAGGAGCUUUAAACCAGUGAAUCUACGUCAAAACUAGAUGAUUAGAGAAGAGGCAUUCAAAUGUACUAGUUCACAUAUCACCACACAUCUGUGUGAAAGGAGAUCACGUCGCUAUUGGACACUGCAGGCUUCUGGCAAAAACUGUGAAAUUCAAUGUGUUGAAGGUGAUUCCAUCUGCUUCUGCUAGUGGGGAAAAGAAGCAUUUUACAAGACUAGAGCUUAGUAUCUGUAGUUUUGUAGUUAUAUUCAGAGAUUAGAAUUAUGAUGAGACUAUACUUGACACUAACCAACUCUGAAUUGUAAGGAUUUCUUCAUUUCCAGCAUCGCAUAUUGAUUAACUUCAAUUAUGCAACAAAAAGUAAAAACUUGUGCAAUAUGUAAAGGAAAAAACAAUCAUCUACA
Molecule: messenger RNA, 3010 nt
Organism: Nicotiana tabacum (common tobacco)
Lineage: Eukaryota; Viridiplantae; Streptophyta; Magnoliopsida; Solanales; Solanaceae
Product: bifunctional dethiobiotin synthetase/7,8-diamino-pelargonic acid aminotransferase, mitochondrial
Biological process (GO): biotin biosynthetic process
Cellular component (GO): mitochondrion
Molecular function (GO): dethiobiotin synthase activity; pyridoxal phosphate binding; S-adenosyl-L-methionine:8-amino-7-oxononanoate transaminase activity
Source: RefSeq, a predicted model, not a curated record